AGAAAACAAAGCAGACUCGAAAAACUAGAAUUUCUACUGAACUUCAAACAAAUUCUAUUCCUUAAAGUACAUAUUUGUGGUUUUGGGUACUUAUCGAGUUAAACAUUGGUAUCCGGUCUCGGAGAGUGCUUUGGGGCUUUCAUUUCUCCCCGUGGGAUUUCUCGGCGUGCAGGUUAAAACAUCCAUUCGCAAAUCUACUGAACAUACCACAGUGAAAGCUUCUCGUCGAUGUCUCCCCCGCUCUGAUCAGCACGACUGCAGAAGUGUGAACUAUUUUGACAAACAUCUGAAAUACCUGACAUAUCUGAGUGCUGCUUUAGGACAGUGACUUUCCAAAUUCAUCUAUCAGUACAUUGUUGUUUCAGAGAAAAAGUUAUCACUUUACGAUUCCACUUUGAUUCCACUUUAAAUGGAACAGCAGUUUGUGAAGAGCUGAGAACUUCGAAUAUUUCUUGGUUAAAAUGAAACAUUGCUGGGAAUAUCCUGCAAUCCUUCUGCAACUUUGCUUUUGGCGAUGCAUUGCUCCUUCCUUUAUACAAGUGAAUCUCGGCCUAAGCGUUCCCAAGGGGCAGUCUGCAUUCCUUUCCAAGGAGAAUCUGCAGUUCAGUGUCCCGAAGGAGAAGGACAACUGUAAAGUGGAGGUGGUCAUGAAUGAGCCAAUCACACAACGAGUCGGCAAGCUUACACCCCAGGUUUUUGAUUGCCAUUUCCUAGCCAAUGAAGUGAAAUAUACUCAUAAUGGUUGUCCAAUCCUUGAUGAGGAUCAAGUCAUGCUGAGGCUCUACAGGUUUACAGAGACAGAAACCUUCACAGAAACAUUCAUUCUAAAGGUUCAUCUGCUUGAUUCAGACUGCAACAUCAUCCAGCUGGGCUCAACAUCAUUGGAAGUCCCUGAGUUUUAUGGUUUCUCUAAUGUAAUAGACAGGAAUGUGCUUACAUUUGUCUAUGAUGUGGCAAUGAACCUUGAUUGUACUGUACAGGUUACUACACAAGACAUGUUACUUCCAGCAUAUGGGCAACUUGUCAUGGGGCAGCCUCCAGAGGGUCCAGCUCGUGGUGACCAACCCCAUAGCUUCUUCCAAAUUAUGAAGAAAUCCAAAUGGGGACAGAAGUCAAGCCAGGAUGAUUUGAAGGGGGUUCACACUCUUGAAGUGAACUGUGAAGAGUUUCUGAUACUGGGUCUUCACUACCAACAUCUCCGUCCUCCUUCUCCCGAUGUCGACUUUAUCACCAUUAGCUUGGAACUUGUCGACAGCAGAAGCAAAAAUGUGUAUAAGAAGGAGAAUGCCUGGAUUCCAGUCAGAAUCAGGAAUGCUUUUUCCAACUUUCCUCCAAAGGCGAGUUUUAUUGCUAUGUACAUCCUGGAAGUGGAUCAGUUUAUUCUGACUCCCAUAACCACUCACACCCUGGAUGGUGAAGACAGUGAGAGCCCCAAAACUCAACUUGUCUUCAACAUCACCAAGCCACCUCUACAGGGUUUUAUUACCCACUUAUCUGACCACACCAAACCAAUCACAUCUUUCACCUGGACUGAACUAAAUGAGAUGCUCAUUGCAUUCCAACCUCCAAACAGCAGCCACACUGAAAGGAGGAACUAUGAGGUAGAAUUUGAAGUUCACGAUGCGUACUUCAGGAAAAGUGCACCAAUCAUGGUGCAUAUCUCGAUCAGGACAGCUGAUACUAAUGCUCCCAGAGUUUCUUGGAAUAUGGGACUUGUCCUUUUGGAAGGCCAGUCUCGAGCUAUCACCUGGGAGCAGUUUCAGGUAGUGGAUAAUGAUGCCAUCAGCGCAGUCCGUUUGAUUACGGUGGAUGGUUUACUGCAUGGGCGACUCACUGUAAGAGGUGGGAAAGGUUUUAUGUUUACAGUUGAUGACAUCAAGUCUGGUGUUGUUCAUUACCAUCAUGAUGACAGUGACUCCACAAAUGACUUCAUCGCAUUUAGAAUUUUUGAUGGUAAUCAUAGCACCCGGCACAAAUUUCCCAUUCACAUCCUUCCAAAAGAUGACAGCCCUCCAUUCCUCAUCAACAAUGUCAUCCUGGAACUCUAUGAGGACCAGGAAAUCCAGAUUGAGAAGGUGAUGCUUCAAGCCUCAGAUAUGGACUCAAGCGACAAUUACAUUAUCUUCAAAAUCAUCAAACCACCUCAGGCUGGACAAAUUCUGAAAAGAACAGCUCCUGAACCCUCAGGUUACCCCAUCACUAGAUUUCUGCAGAGUGAUCUCUUUGAUGCUCAAAUCUAUUACCGCCACUUGGGAGAUGAAGUGUUUCAAGAUUCCUUUGAUUUUAUCCUGUCUGACAGCCACGAACCACCAAAUCUCUCAGAUCCUCAGACUGUAAUUAUUCAUAUUACACCAGUGGAUGAUCAGCUUCCCAAAGAAGCACCGUGGGCUGUGCGCCAUCUUGUUGUCAAGGAGACUGAAAUAGCAUAUCUAACAAAGAACCAACUACAUUUCACUGAUGCUGAGAUACCUGAUGGAGAAAUUAUAUAUACAAUAACAACCGGUCCAUUCUUUACUUCAGUGCUUGGCCUGUUGGAUGCUGGCAAACUGUUUCUAACAGACAGCAUGAAGAAAUUGACUAAAGAGUCGAGUAUCCCAAUGCUGAGAUCAUUCACACAGCAUGCGGUGAACUACCUGAAAGUGGCCUACAUGCCUCCUAUCCAGGAUAUCGGGCCAGAUCCACAGCACCUUCAGUUUCUCUUUUCAGUCAGUAAUCAACAUGGUGGUACAUUAAUUGGCCUGUGCUUCAAUAUUACAGUUCUCCCAGUUGACAAUCAAGCUCCAGAGAUCUUGACAAAGCAAUUGAAUGUUGAAGAAGGAGGAGUAGUUCAGAUUACAGUGGAUCAUGUUCUGGUGAUGGAUUUUGACACAAAAGAUGACCAGAUCAAGAUCAUGGUUCAGAAGCAACCAGUGCAUGGAGUGGUCAAAGUGGAUGGCGAUCCCAUGAUUGAAGGGGACAUCUUCAAUCUAAAAGACCUCAGGCAGUUAAAAAUUAGUUACAAUCAUGAUGACUCUGAGACACUGCAUGAUGAAGUCACCUUUUCAGCCACUGAUGGUUCAAAUUCAGCUGAAUGUGUUCUGGAAAUCCAGAUACUACCAGUGAAUGACGAGCCUCCAGUGAUGAAGGCUGGCCUGAAGCCCGUGUUGUAUUGUUUUGAAGGGGCAGAAGUCACCAUCACCACAGAAAAUCUCUACGCCAUUGACCUGGAUAGCGACGAUGAGAGGCUUAUGUUCAUGAUUGCAAGGCAACCAUUCCAUGGAGUGGUACAGAAAGAUAGCCAAAUUGUUGACCACUUCUUUCAGGCAGAUAUCCUUUCAAGGACAGUGACAUAUAUACACACUGGUGGUGAGGUGGGGUUAGCACCCUGUAUUGACACCAUUACUUUUGUCAUCUCGGAUUGGGAUGGAGGUACAGUAGAAGGCUGCUGCUCUGAGGAACCACUUUCCUGUCUGUUACCAAUGCACAAUUCUCUCCCUGUGUAUGAUCUUAACGUUACUGUAAUGCCCAUCAACAAUCAGCCACCAACCAUUAACAUUGGUGAAACCUUUAUUGUUGAAGAAGGAUCGUCAGCUGCUAUCACUGUCAGCCACUUGUGUGCUAGUGAUCCAGAUACUGCUAGCGAUGAACUGAUUUUUGUCUUGUGGUCUCCACCCCAGUUUGGUUACAUAGAGAACACAUUACCUUCACCAGGUUAUGAGAAGAGUAAUGUGGGCAUCAGCGUAGAUUCCUUUGACCUGAAACACAUGAAGGAUUUGCACAUCAACUACGUUCAGUCUCAUCAUCAGCGUAUUGAACCAACAGCAGAUCAGUUUAUGUUGUAUGUUACUGACAGACAGCAUCGCUCUAUGGCAGUGCCAUUUUAUAUUAUAAUCCAACUGACAAAUGACGAGGCUCCAAGUUUCCUUGCCAGAAAUAUCACGGUUUCUGAAGGCCAAGUAUGUGAAUUGGAUCCAUUAUUAACCAAUGUGGCAGAUCUAGAUGUACCCCCAGACAGCUUGAUAUUCAUGAUAAAACAGCAGCCCAACCAUGGAAAGAUCGUGAAUGGAAUAUAUGGCAACAAUGUCAUCCGCUACAAACAUCAAAUCCACAGUCAUGAAGACCGUCUUGUGCAUGACUUCACGAUGGAUCAGUUGAAGCAAGGGAUGAAGUUAAUGUAUAUGCAUGAUGACUCCGAAACUAGGAUGGAUAGUUUCACCAUUCAGCUGUCAGAUGGCAAGCAUACAGUCCACAAAAUCAUUGAAGUCACAAUUCUUCCAGUGAAUGAUGAAAAACCAUUAUUGAGCAGAAACAGUGAGUUGGAGGUGGAGAUUGGGCAUAGCAGAAUCAUCUCCAGUGCAGUGCUGGAAGCUGAGGAUAAGGAUACUUCACGACAGCAUGUUUAUUUCAUGAUGGACAGUGUCCCCAAACAGGGAGUGCUCCAGAUCAAGGUAAGUGGCAGAGACUGGAUGCCCCUGCACCCUGGCAUGAACUGUAGCCAGGAUGACAUAGACAUGAACCGGCUGAGAUACAUGCACACUGGAGCAAUUGGGUCGACUGGUCGAGACAGCUUUCAUUUCCACUUGUCAGAUGGCGAUCAUAGAUCUUUUGUCCACCGUUUUCAAAUCUCUAUCCAAAACGUUGAAAAGGGUGAAAUUGCCAUUUUACUAAAACCACUGACCGUCUUCAAGGGAGAGCGAGGCACUUUAACAACAGCCGUCCUUCUUGCCUCUGAUGGCUCAAACAAGCCCGAAGAGCUGCUCUAUGUCAUAACAGUGCCCCCAAACUAUGGCCAAGUAGAAUAUAUCACCUACCCUGGAGUGGCAAUAACCAGUUUUAGUCAGAUGGAUGUGGCAGCUCAGAUAGUAGCUUAUACUCACAAAAGAAAGGCAGCAGCUACAAGAGACUCAUUGAGAUUCAUUAUCAGCAAUGGACUGUCCACGAGAAAUGGAAGUCUUGAGAUCAUCAUUAAGAAAAUUGAUCGCAUCCCACCCACACUGAUGAGCAACAAAGGGAUCCGAUUAGUUGAAGGCUCCAUGGUGUCCAUUCCUCCUGAUGUGUUACAGCUGUCUGAUCCUGAUACCCCUCCACAGAACCUCACCUACAUCAUUGCACAGCAGCCACAGCAUGGACAACUGCACCUCAAAGGGACUGUUCUAAAGCAGCACAACUUCUCCCAGUUAGAUGUUGACAACAUGGAUGUUGCGUACAAACAUGCUGGAGGAGAUUUGCAGAUUGACAGCUUUACUUUUGUUGUCACUGAUAUGACAAAUCAUGGCUUUCUUGUCAAUGGAAAAUUGCAGACUGAACCGUCCACAUUCACAAUUCAGGUGGACCAUGAGGACAAGGCUUUCCCAAGAAUUGUCUACCUUCAGUGUCCAUCAAAAGUUGAAGUGUUCAAAAAUCAAAAGUAUGGAAUAUAUAUUUCCUCUCGACACUUGAAAGCAUCUGAUCGUGAUAGUAAAGAUGAAGAACUCAUUUACCAUAUUUUACGUGCGCCAAAUAUUGGUUACUUGGAAAAUGUUACCGCUGGGGGAUUUAUUUGGAAUAAGUUCACACAGAAAGAUUUGAACAGCAGAAACAUCAUUUACAUCAUAAAUGCUUCCUCAGCAGUAAUGUCGGACAGUUUGGAGUUUCAGGUUUCGGACUCCUCGGGCAACUCUGCUCUCCCGCAAAUACUUGAUCUCAAAUGGUCUCGUGUUGAAAUGAUAGAAUCAGAGUACCGGGUGUGUGAAGAUGUCGGACUGUUCUCUGUAAAAGCCCUGAGGACAGGAUAUUUUAUGGAUUCUGCCUUUGUUGGGAUAAAGGUCAACAGCAUUUCAGCUUCGGUUGGAAAAGAUUUUACUCACAGUUCUGCCAACCUUAUCCAGUUUGAUCCAGGCGUAUCAGUGAAGAGUUGGAAUAUAGUCAUUAUUGAUGACAAAUUGGAAGAAAAUGAGGAAAUAUUUGAAGUGUUACUAGCAUCGCCAAUCAAUGUAGUUCUUGGUGCGAAGGCAAAGACAUUGAUUAAGAUCAUUGAUGGAGGAAAAGAUCACUGCAGUGUUACCUUCACGAAUGACACAAGUGAAGAGAAUCCACCAGACAGAGGGAGACUUGCUUCAGGUCCCUCGACCCUCCUGAAUCUCAAGAGUAACAAUGGCCUAGUGGAAGGAAUGGCAGUGACUAACUUGAAUGAAGAUGUGAAAGAGUCCGAAGGGGAUGUGAUGCAACAGUUCCCUCUGAAACUACCCUCCAAGAAGAAACUAAUGUACCAUGGAUUAAUAGCACUGAAAGUUGGAGGUGACCACAGUCAUUCAAUGUCCAAUAGAAGAGCAAAAGUGGUGAUCACCAGCCAGAGUCAACAGCAUUUUCCUGGUAAAACAAAUCUUCCACAGACUGUCAAAGUCACAACAGUGCCAGUUUCACAACAGAUUCCUGUACAACAGGAGCUAAGUUUCAAAAAAUGUCCCUUUGGGUGGACCUACCAUGAUGAUAGAUGCUAUUAUCUAAACACUAAACAAAAGGCAACCUGGACUGGAGCAGCCAGAGCCUGCAAGCAAAAGUACCAUGGCAACCUUGUGAGUGUCAUUUCAAAACAAGACAUGGAAUGGUUGUGGGACUUCAGUGGAAGACGUUCUUUCUGGAUUGGACUCAAUGACCGAAUCAGCCCAGGCAAAUGGAAUUGGGCUGGAGGAGAACAUUUGUCUUUCACAAACUGGAAGCGAGGCCUCCCUCCCACUUCAAGGAAGAAAGGCAAAAACUGUGUUCUAGUGAGCAGAAGAGGGAAGUGGCAGGUGAAAAAUUGCAAGUGGGGCAAACCACAUUACUACAUGUGCUCUGUUCAUUAAUAGAGACAAAGAUAUUCAUACUGUUGUCAACAUGUAUAUAUUGUAGUACAACAAUAUUUAUUUGCAAUAAAUUGAA
Molecule: messenger RNA, 6879 nt
Organism: Rhincodon typus (whale shark)
Lineage: Eukaryota; Metazoa; Chordata; Chondrichthyes; Orectolobiformes; Rhincodontidae
Gene: frem1a
Product: Fras1 related extracellular matrix 1a
Exons: 35
Coding region: 462-6803 (2113 amino acids)
Biological process (GO): cell communication
Cellular component (GO): membrane
Source: RefSeq, a predicted model, not a curated record